This is a messenger RNA of Vollenhovia emeryi, 476 nucleotides long. RefSeq names its product 60S ribosomal protein L44 (gene RpL36A). Lineage: Eukaryota; Metazoa; Arthropoda; Insecta; Hymenoptera; Formicidae. The record is from RefSeq and is a predicted model, not a curated record. Bases 97 to 411 code for a protein of 104 amino acids. Gene Ontology annotation, molecular function: structural constituent of ribosome. Gene Ontology annotation, biological process: translation. The transcript is spliced from 4 exons. Gene Ontology annotation, cellular component: ribosome; cytosolic large ribosomal subunit.
GGGAGAGGACGCGCGCGCAGGCGCGUGGCGCGCGGCUCCCGCGAGCCCACGAUUUCCGGUCGGACCGCGCAUCUCCUUUCUCUCGAUACGUUCAAGAUGGUUAACGUGCCGAAGCAGAGGCGUACCUUUUGCAAGAAAUGCAAGGUACACAAGACUCACAAGGUGACGCAGUAUAAGAAGAGCAAGGAGCGACAUGCCUCGCAGGGCAGAAGACGUUACGACCGCAAACAGCAAGGGUUCGGUGGUCAAACCAAGCCCAUCUUCAGAAAGAAGGCGAAAACAACGAAGAAAAUUGUACUGAGGAUGGAGUGCACGGAAUGCAAGUACAGAAAACAAAUUCCGCUGAAGAGGUGCAAGCACUUCGAGCUGGGAGGUGACAAGAAGAGAAAGGGUCAAAUGAUCCAGUUCUAAACCACCUACUCAGCGUUGCGCACAUUCUGCAUUCUGUAUUUAAGAAAUAAAUAAAUCUAUAGGAA